Perca flavescens (yellow perch) is the source of this 4535-nucleotide messenger RNA. It is a transcript of the gene epb41a, whose product is annotated as erythrocyte membrane protein band 4.1a. Gene Ontology annotation, biological process: actomyosin structure organization; cortical actin cytoskeleton organization. The transcript has 19 exons. Lineage: Eukaryota; Metazoa; Chordata; Actinopteri; Perciformes; Percidae. Gene Ontology annotation, molecular function: structural molecule activity; actin binding. The coding region runs from base 131 to 2593 and encodes 820 amino acids. The record is from RefSeq and is a predicted model, not a curated record. Gene Ontology annotation, cellular component: plasma membrane; cytoskeleton.
CUCGGCUGGUACCUCCACACAUUGUUAAAGCCGCUGGGAACCGCUCGUGAAUCCCCGCUCUGUUCGUCUGAAGCCGGACGGGACCAGUGACCGCGGAGCAUCUUUUUUCUCCUGAACACAGGCUGUUGCCAUGACAACAGACGAGGCCGAGAGUCAGCAGAAGAAGCCGAGGCAGCAGGAGGAAGCGGGCCAGGACGCCGGGCCUCCUCCCUCCCCGGAGGAGCAGCCGUUCCGGCCUCGGAACCGCAACUCUGCCGGCCGCGGCCUCUCCCGCCUCUUCUCCUCCUUCCUGAAGAGGCGCUCGCAGUGCGACAGCGAGGCGGGAGACAAGGACAACAAGGGAGAAGAAGAAGCUAAAGCCCCCAUCGCCGACCCCGAACCUGAGCUCAGGACGGAGGGGGAGGCAGCGCUGGACCAGCACUCAGUCAGCAGCGCCGAGCUUCAGGCUGUGCAGGUAGAGAAGAAAGAAGCUGAAGAGGAGGAGGAGGAGGAGGAAGAGGGUGGAAAGGACCAAGACAACGCCACGGAGAAAGGAGACGAAGCUGCCCUGGAGAAGGAGGCCAAGGAGCAGGAGGAGGAGCAGGAGUGUGGCGGUGAGAGAGAGGAGGAGGAGGGCGAGAAGAUGGCCGAGGACGAGGCCAAAACUCCCAGAGCUCCACGCCAAGCCAAGAGCAUACAGAUCACUGUCGCGCUGCUGGACGACACACUAUACCAGUGUGAGCUGGAUAAACAUGCCAAAGGCCAGGAGCUGUUCCUGAAGGUGUGUGACCACCUCAACCUGCUGGAGAAAGACUACUACGGCCUGGUCGUCACGGAGACAGCCACCAUGAAGACUUGGAUGGACCUAACCAAGGAAAUCCGCCGGCAGGUACGAGGGGCCAACUAUAACUUCACCUUCAACGUGAAAUUCUACCCACCAGACCCGGCCCAGCUGUCUGAAGACAUAACCAGGUACUACCUGUGUCUCCAGCUGCGGAAGGACAUCCUGCAGGGCCGCCUGCCCUGCUCCUUCGUCACCCUGUCCCUGCUGGGCUCCUACGCCCUGCAGUCGGAGCUGGGCGAGUACGACCCCGAGGUGCACGGCAGCCACUACGCUAAGGAGAUGAAGAUGGCCCAGGGUCAGACCAAGGAGCUGGAGGACAAAAUGAUGGAGCUGCACCGUACCUACAGGUCAAUGAGUCCGGCCCAGGCAGACCUGAUGUUCCUGGAGAACGCCAAGAAACUGUCCAUGUACGGAGUGGACCUGCACCAGGCCAAGGAUCUGGAUGGCGUUGACAUCAUGCUGGGGGUUUGCUCCAGUGGUCUGAUGGUUUACAAAGACAAACUGAGGAUCAACCGUUUCCCCUGGCCCAAAGUCCUCAAGGUCUCAUACAAACGCAGCAGCUUCUUCAUCAAAAUCCGACCGUCCGAGGUGGAACAGUAUGAGAGUGCCAUUGGCUUCAAACUACCCAACUACAAGGCAGCCAAGAAGCUGUGGAAGGUGUGUGUGGAGCAUCACACCUUCUUCAGGCUGACCUCCACUGAGAUGGUCACCACUCCCAGGAAGUUCCUGGCGUUGGGCUCCAAGUUCCGCUACAGCGGCCGGACUCAGGCUCAGAGCAGACAGGCCAGCUCUCUGAUCGACAGACCGGCUCCUCUGUUCCAGCGCUCAUCCAGCAAGAGGAACUCCCGUAGCCUGGAUGGAGCCAUGGCCUCCACUCCCGACAAUAAAUCCACUCGUCCGGUCAGCGCCCCUGUUAUGUGUGCGGUGUCUCCGGGGGAGGGGAGUCCCUUGCCGCUGCUGCCCGCCCUGCCACGCUCUGACCACCAUGACGGCUCCACAGCCAAAGGCCAGCGCUCUGCAGACAGGAAGGCAGCGGGGAAGGCAGAGGGUCAGCCAGCCAAACACACCAAGAGCCAUAGCCCCAGACCAGAGGCCACUCCAGACAUCAAGAAAAGAGCUAAGAAACUUGAGGGUGAAACUAUUUAUAUCAGACAUAGCAAUUUAAUGUUGGAGGACCUGGAUAAGACCCAGACCGAGAUCAUGCGUCACCACACCAGUGUCAGUGAGCUGAAGAGGAGUUUCAUGGAGUCGGUGCCGGAGCCUCGGCCCAGUGAGUGGGACAAGCGCCUGUCCACCAACUCGCCUUUCCGCACGGUGAGCAUCAACGGCCAGCUACAGCCAGCGUCUCCUGUGCUAAAGACCCAGACAAUCACCAUCUCCGAUGUCACCAACUCCCUGAGAGGAACUGUGACCUACAAGGACAUCCCUUUAGUUCACACUGAGACCAAGACUAUCACAUACGAGUCAGCACAGGUGUCUCUCCCACAGCCAGUGGACAGCCCGGCAGAGAGGGACUCAGCAGUGCUGCUGAGUGCCCAGACCAUCACCUCGGAGACCGUCAGCACCACCACGACCACCCAGAUCACCAAGACGGUGAAGGGAGGGAUCUCUGAGACUCGCAUCGAGAAAAGAAUCGUCAUCACUGGAGACACUGAAAUUGAUCACGACAAGGCUUUGGCUCAGGCCAUUAAAGAGGCGAAGGAGCAGCACCCAGACAUGUCUGUUACCAAAGUGGUCGUGCACCAGGAGACCGAGAUCAGCCCAGAGUAAGACACACUGAUCCUUUGGAAGCCAUCACAGCCACUGCCCUGCCUUGGACAUGAACCAGCAGACCAUCAGAGGGAACAAGCUCCGAUGUUGAACUCUGAACCUUAACCCUCCACGAGUGCGGAGUUUGGCCUGAAGGAGAACCGUCCCGGUAUUCCCCACAAUCCCCUCUGGUUCCACUAAAGAUCAACCGCUGGACUGAUGAUGAAAAAACUUUUUUAAAGAGAAAAAAGAAAGAAAAUAAAGUACAGCAUUUGUGGGUUUAUUCCUCUCCAAUUUGUCUGGGGAGGAUAGGAAAAUUUCCAAGGGCAUUUGGUCUUUUAAUCUUGAGAUUACUGGUACUUUAUUUUUCUACAGCUUUUCUUACCAUCAGAAUUGGUUAUCAAUAACUUGAAGGUCAAGUGUUUUUUAACAGUGUGUUCCAAACAGCAUUGACAAAGGGAUUGUGGGUGAUUUUUCUUGGGAUUAUACUCAUUAGGACUCGAGGGUCCCUCUCAAAUUUUAGUGCAAGUUUGGUGUCAUUUCUUGUACAGUAAAUAUUUUAUUUUCCCUCUCAAUGUGAAAAACAUAUUUUUUCAAUUUAUGUAUAAAAAAAGAAUGAUUUUAUCAAACCAUAGGGGCAAUUACUCCUUUCACCGUAUCUAAAGUUCUGACUUAAUGAUUUGUUGGGUGAUCUUCCCAUCUUUUGAUUGUUUUAGUCGUUCUUGUUGUUCUUGUCGUGCUCGUGUCACCAGAACAGGAGACAGCAGUAUACUGAAAUGACUCUGACUUUAUUUAUUCCCACCUCUGUCUUCGGUUUGUGUCUUUAUGUUUUAGAUCUACUCAGCACAGUCGUAUGUAACUUCAGGAUUUUGUACUGAGAGCAUUCCAGAUACAGUUUUAGUCUGAGCAUGACGUCAGCGUCUACAGUAUUUCUGCAUUUCUGCACAUGUUUCACAUUUCUACUUUUCUACCAAAUGGGCAGUGUGUACUCAUCUACAGAGAGGGAAUUCAAAUGAAAGUAAACUCAAACAUGACAGUGGUGGAGAGAAGUGAAGCGAGGAGCACAGGAUAAUAGUUCCUCAUUAAACUGCAUAAGCUUUGAUAUGCAUCAUGAAGCCUUUACUUUCACCCUUGUAAUUUGACCUGAUUAAGGCAAUACUCCACAUCAACACAAUAACAAGGUUAUCUGGGUAAUGUAGUUAUUGGCGUAGUUUUGCCCAUCAUUUCUAUAAGUUAUUGUAGCAUUUUACACACCCAUAAAUGAAUGAGGUGUGGGAAUACGACAUCACUAUGACAUAAAGUCCGAAACAUGAGCAGUCAGACAGAUUGGAAAGAAGCCAACCGUUAAUUUAUAAUGAUGCUGCAGAAACUUGCUGUUUGCACAGCUUUUGAUUGGAUAGGACGUUUAGGAUGUUUCCUUGCAAACAAUUCACAAAUGAUGUAUUCGAUAAAAUAUACAUUCUAAUGGUGCAAUCUGAUUGAGUAAAUUACUAGUAGUUUCUAGUAGUUAUACACAAACUUAGAAAUGGGUUUAUGAAUAGUUUAUGCAACCCAAUCCUGGUGUAUAUGUUAAAGAAUGGUCAGCCGUUCUCUGGGUGAGGACGGUCUGCAUAUUGAGUUCAUGCAAAUACACUGCAACAUUACAUUGGUGAUAACAAAACAAUAAAUAAGUCUAGGUGGCCAGAUUUAACCUCCUCUUGAGUACACACUGCCCAUUUAAAUCAGACAUAUUUAGUAUGGCAUAUGUAGUUUAUAUUUUGUCAAUUUUUAAACCUGAUGCUUUUUUUAGAACACAAUAUUCUGUACAGCUCAACAUGUUGUAGUUAUUUCACUGUGCCCCAUGACACUCCCAUGACUUGUUGGAAACAUGCAAGCCAGCAUUUCAACGUUCUUUUUUUAAUUGUGAACCCUCACUUUACCAUCACAGGAAGACUUAAUAAAAGAGCAUCAUGCACAGAAUAAA